AACGCUUUCAAACCGUACGUUACCAAACUGUAGUCUUAACCAGAUACCAGCUUAGUGUUAAUUUGGAUUGUUGUCUAUUGCUUUCCCUAUCGAACAUAAUCUCAUACUGUUCUUUUUCUACUCUCAGUACGCUGGGUACCAUCAGGCUAGACUCAGACUUACCGACGGUUGAAAUUUUCAACUGCUUGUGAGUCUUUUAGACUUUUAUUUUAUGUCCGCCUUCGUUCUCUCGGUAUCCUAAUGAAGGUGCGUGUGAUUUACGACUUCUCUGCUCAAUGGAGUGGUGAACUCAGUGUUAGCGUUGGAGAGGAACUCACAAUUACAAAUCAAAAUGUCGGAUCGGGAUGGUGGCAAGCAGUAAAUGCAUUAGGAAAAGAAGGUCUCAUUCCUUCCGAAUUUGUGGAGAUUAUAGAGUUACCAGAACCACCACUGCCACCUCCACCAUUGCCUGCUGUUGAAUAUGGGAAAGAAAUUGAUCGCUUUGAAGAAUGGGAUGAUGAGUGGGAUAGUGAUGAAAAUGAUCUUCCCAGUUCGAACAAAAGUCAGAAUGACAAAUAUCAACAACCAGUUGAUUAUAGUACACCUCAAAUUGGUGGCAAGCAAAUAGACUCUUCUGUAUCAGCACCUAAUAAUGCUGAUUACAUACGCAACAUACUUAUACGAAAGUUUUUUCACAGAUCAUUCAUUCGUAAUGGUGGUGAAGAUUUUCUAUUGGGUCAUGAUUCACCGCCUUUUCCCCAGACCGAAGCUAAUAUCGAUUACAUUGAUGAUUCGUUUCAAUGGCGUCGUUUAUCAAAAGAUCAUCUCACUAGUUGUAUUUCAUCAUUUCGUAAAGAUACCAAAAUGAAAGGGAUCAAAAGUUUCAUUGCUUAUCAAAUAACAAAUUCAGUUACACAAACACAAGUCAGUAGAAGAUAUAAACAUUUUGAUUGGCUUCAUGCACGUUUAUUAUCAAAGUAUCCAUGUAUUUGUAUUCCACCGUUACCGGAGAAAGCAAUUACAGGUCGAUAUGAAGAUGAUUUUGUUGAUGAACGUCGUAAAUGGUUACAACAAUGGUUAACUCGUAUGUGUAAACAUCCAGUUAUAUCGCAUAGUUCUGUAUUUUUACACUUUCUUACUUGUACUGAUUUCAAGAAAUGGAAAUCAGGUAAACGUGAAGCAGAAACUGAUAAAUUACAAGGUGGACGUUUUUAUUUUGCAGUCGAAUCAAGAAGUGGUCAAACACCACAUGACUAUACAGUUGAAAAAGCCGAAGCAGCUGAACGAUUCUUAGCUGAUUUGGAUAGAUCAACGAAAUUUCUAUGUGAAACAGUUAAUGAAUAUCAUCGGAAAUUAAGUACUAGUAUUCGCAAAGACUUUUCCACAUUGUCAAUGGCUUUUCUUAACAUGAGCAAAGCAAUUGAAUCAGAUGUUCAUACAAAACAAUUAAAUACAAAACUGUGUGCGUCGCUAACUGCUACUGGUAAUACACUCGGAACAGUAUCAUGUAUUCAUGCAAUCCAAUCAGAAGCAACAACCAAUCUAUUAGAAUGUUUAAAAGAAUAUGCUCGUCUACUACCCAAUACAUCAACUAUUAUUAGUUUAGCUAAAGCUGCAUGUCUUACUGUGGAUGAAUUAAAUCGUUAUAAUUCAACCACAACUGAUGAACAAAAACUUUGUCAAUCCGAUGUGAAUCGUAUUCAAUCUGGUGCAUUAGUGAUAACACGUUCUGUUCAAGCUGAAUGUAAUUUCAUUAUGAAUCAAAUACGUGAUGAAUGGAUCAGUAAAAUUAAAGAUUAUCUUCAUGGUCAAGCACGUUUCUAUCAUCAAAUUGCUGAACAAAUAGAACGAGCAGCGCAUUCUUUUGACAUUAAUUAACUGAUUUCGCUUUUCUCUCUCUAUCUAUGUAUUAUCUUAUUUUGAAUAUGUAUACGUAUAUAUAUAUUCUCUUGUGAACACUCAAUACUAAUAAUAAUAAUAAUAAUAAUAUUGUUACUGCCUUAAAAACUUACAGAUUCGUUAUGCAUAUACCAAUCACAUUGCUCAUUGAUUAUUUUCAUACUUAUUGCCUUUUUUAAUUACUUGUCCACACCGCUCUUGAUUAUUAACUCAACUCUACAACAAAUUAUCUAAAUCAUUCCAUUUUUUGUUUGUAUAAUUUUUUUUUAAAACUAAUUUUUUUCCCUUUUCUCAAUGACCGCAUCACUACCCAAUCCGCACCCACCCAUUGUGUGUGUGAUAAUUUAGUACUUUUCUUUUUUUUCUUCUUAAACGUACUUCUACAAGUUAAUUUUCUUAAUCAAUCUUGUGAUUUAUUUUUAAUAGACAAUCGUGAUGAUCAUUGAUUUCUUUCUAUAAAAAAAACAAAUAGAUGAUUGUACACUUUUCGUACAUGUACUACUUCUUAUGAUUCCAAAAUUUGCUCGGCUAUUUCAUAUUAGCAUAUAAAUGCUGAUAUUCUCUUUCAUAUGGUGAUUAUUUUGUGCCUUUUUCUGAUUUUCUAUCAUUUCACAACAUGUAUUAUACAUAAUCAUAUUCAUUGAACUAAAUAAAACUCUGUGUCUAUAUCAUCAUCUAUAGACAUAGAGAUUGAAUAUAUUUAAUGAAUGAUACUGAUUUAUUGCUCAAAAUGUAUGGAGUUUCAAAAAAAAAUAUAAUUUUUAUAAUUUGCAUUGAUGAUCAUCAGUUCAUAUCUUU
Messenger RNA from Schistosoma turkestanicum, 2676 nucleotides. NCBI's taxonomy places the organism in Eukaryota, Metazoa, Platyhelminthes, Trematoda, Strigeidida, Schistosomatidae. The record is from the annotation of a GenBank genome assembly.